Molecule: messenger RNA, 1558 nt
Organism: Pomacea canaliculata
Lineage: Eukaryota; Metazoa; Mollusca; Gastropoda; Architaenioglossa; Ampullariidae
Product: GTPase IMAP family member 4-like
Exons: 3
Coding region: 159-926 (255 amino acids)
Molecular function (GO): GTP binding
Source: RefSeq, a predicted model, not a curated record
CGGAGCUACACAUGAACCUGUUGUACUGAAAACCCUCGGCACUCGCUCGGUUUACAGUCCUUUCGCUUAGCAACUUUUCUGUGAGAAUACUUUAAUAUCGAGUUGAUAACUUCUUAGCGGACAGAGGGAAGGUACACACAUACCCAGAAGGCGAAAAGAUGCCCACCACACUACGCCUCAUUCUCAUCGGUAAAACCGGAAAUGGAAAAAGCACGACGGGCAACUGCAUCCUGGGACUAGAGGCGUUUGAACAGCAUUCAGGACUGAGUUCGGGGACUGACAAAUGUGGAUGGAAAAAAGUCUCAGCUGACACCCUAGUUCUUGAGGUAACCGACACACCAGGAGUGUGUGACACUCACAAAGUUCCAGGUGAAGUAGAGCGUGAAAUCGCCAAGUGUGUGGCCACCAUGGUGCCUGGACCUGACGCCAUCUUGUUCGUGGUUAGAGGGAGGGAUAGGUUUACCAAGGAGGAGUUUGAGGCGUUCCAGAAUCUGAAAUCUGUCUUCGGCAAGGAAAUGACCAAGUACAUGAUUCUGGUCCUGACUCGCAUCACAGAACAGGAAUUUAAGGAUGCUCAACAAAAUACCCAACGACCUUUGCCCCCCAACCUGGUGAGAGUCAUGCGCGAAGCAGGAGAAAGGUGCGUAUGCUUCAGUGAAGACAAGAGCAAAUUCUGCAAGAACAUGGAGAGAGAAGCACUAAUCAAGAGUGUCCUUAACCUCAAAACUCAGAACAAGGAUUGUUAUUCUAAUGAACUCGUUAAGAAGUUCGACGAUGAAAUAACAGCAACUGCACAAAAGACAGGCACAACUGUCGAUGAUCUUAAAGAAAAGAUUGUCGAAGAAAAGGAUGAAGGACUUAUUUCCAGGAUUUGGAAUUUUGUGCCGAGAGUUCUCACAGGGAACGAUUACUGCGUCGUCAUGUAAUGAGAUUUGUGAUGAAGGACAGAUGAAAGUCUCACACUUGAUGAGUCACGUGUCAGGAUGAUACAUAGUUUCUAUGGAGACAUUCAUAUCUGUUAGACUGUAAAUAUCCCACGAGAUUAAUGGUAAAUACUAUCACUAGUUUGACAGCUGGUGUCUUGUUUUGAGAUGAUGUUAGCUAUAGCUAAUAUCAAGUAAUUUUUGGGAAAUCUCGCGAGAGAGAAGAAGUUCUUUCCGGUAGUUUUCCAGAAAACACACAAUGGUGGUUCAAACAGCCCAAGAUUUAGCGAAUGAUGUAGCCACCCCAAUCGUUUGUUGCUGGUUAUUCCUAGGUUCUGCGAGGGGGAAGGAGUAACCUUCACACAGUCAGCAAGUGUGAUGGCAGUGGAGUGCAAAAAGUUUCUUUUCUCAAUUGUUUCACAACCAGCAAGAACACUUUGUGUCGAUUGUUCUUCGAGAUUUUGUAAUCACUUUGACAUAAUCCGCAAGUAAAUAGAAGUAAUUAUUCUUUAGGAAAUAAGUUACAUUUUUUUAAAGCUUUGUUUAAUGCCAUAUCGUAUAAGCUGAGGCCAUUCUGUGUUUACAAUAACUGUUAUUUUGCUUUAAUUGAAAUAAACUUACUCGUUUACUAAAAA